GGUCCAGCCUCACGCUGCCGUAAACGGCCACUGCCCAGUGCCACGGAGGCAGCCGCCUGGUCACGUCAGCGACACAACGGCCGACUGGCCAAGACCGCGUCCUGUGCCACGCUGGUAUCGGCAGAGGAUCACAACUCAGUCGCUCGCAAAGGAGGUCGACGCCUGCGCCGCGUCAAAACCACUCGGAGCGACGUCUUACGCCACGCCGGGUGGACGUCCGACACUACUGGUGACGGAAGCCACCGCAAUGGCUCGCAGCGAGGCGUCCCUCCGGUCCGACCCGCAAUUCGGCAUGGACUCCCGCUGGAGCUGGGUGACGGCGGCCUUCCUCAGCUGGCUGCUGUGCGCCGCCAUGAUGGCGCAGCAGUCGGCAGGAGUGCUCUUCUUCGGCAUCGUGGACACCUUCGGCGUCAGCAGGGAGGAGGCGUCCUGGCCGCUCGUGCUCAGCGCCAGCGUCAUUAGCCUCACAGGCCCCGUGGUUGGAUACCUGUGCCGUCGUUUCUCAUGCCGGCCGGUGCUGCUGUUCUUUUCGCUCGCCUCCGGCACCUCAGUCUGCGUCUGCUUCUUUGCCAACAGCGUCCUCUUCCUCACAGUCGUCCUGGGAUUCGUGCACGGAGCUGCGGUGUCGGGCGUGUUCGUCGGCGUCCAAGUGCUGGUGUCGCAGCACUUCGAGAAGCGGCGUGCCACCGCGUGCAGCCUCAUGUUCACCGUGUGCGGGCUCAACAUGUUCUUCGCCGCGCCGCUCGUGGACCUGUUUCGCGUCACCUACGGCAUCAGAGGCGCCUUCCUGCUGCUCGGCGGCCUCAUCCUGAACGCCUGCCCGGCCGCCAUUGUCGUGCGAAACCCCACCUGGAUGCAGGUCAAGGACACUCCAUCCACCAGCCAGAAGGACGAUACUUUCUCCUCGAAUAAUAAGAUGUCGGUUGAAGCGCCCCUUCUGACUUUAUAUUCCGAAAAACAAGAACGUGAUUCCGAGGAGACGAAAGCCGUCCUCGAAAGUAAAACCGAGGUACCGGUGCCCAAGGUGCCCGUGGGCCCUAAUUAUGCGAGGAAUCUCAGGAAUUUUUGCUCGAUCCUCCGAUCCACGACCGCGGUGAAAGAAGCGGACGAGGGGAUCUUCCAGGACUUGACUGCCAACGCGAGGCGGUUUGCGACGCCUCGAUUUGCUCUGGACGCGCUCUCCUUCUCCAUAAUAAUCUUCGGACUGACAACGUUUUUCUUGUUGUACGUGGACAUCGCCACCGACCGAGGUGUAAUCCCAUCUCGAGCGGCGUUCCUCGUGUACGCCUUUGCGGCCGGCGACCUCGUCUGCAGGGCGCUGAGUGGCGUCAUCAUCGACUCGGGGCUGUUGACGCUGGACUCUGUGAUGCUCUUCGGGUACGUUCUUCAAGCAGCUGGCUUCGAGCUGUUCGUCUGGCUCAGGACUUUUCCCACGAUGCUUGUCUGCUCGGCGCUCAUAGGAGUCAGCAACGGACUUAGGCAUUCGCUGCAAGCGCCGCUGCUAGUCAGGGACUUCGGAAUAGAACACCUGCCCGUAAUGAUGGGCGGCUUGUCGUUCUGCAAUGGCGUGGUGCUCUUGACGAGGCCGAUGUUGGUGGGUUACUACCGGGAUCAGCAGGGAUCCUACGACGGCCUCCUUCACAUUGCGGCCAUCGUGAACGCCGCUUUUUGCGUCCUGUGGGCGAUAAGAAUAUUUAGCGAACGGACACGCCACUGGUCCCGAUGCGGGCACUCCAAACAGCGCCAAGAGGAGCUUGGCUUCUCUUGAGCGGCUCCGCGGAAGAGAGCGCUGGUUUAAACAGCUUGCUUCGACGAUUGUGCACUUCCAGUCAAGAGGAGAAUCGACCCCGACCGCUCGAGAUUGCGAGACGCGCAGUGCAGUGCCUACGGAAGAGUAUGUGUACUUCUUAUCCUCGUGACGCCUUCGAACGUGAGGUGCUCGGGGUAUCGGGAGACAAACACUGCAGGAAAGGGGUGGUGCGUGCCAGCGCAAGAGACCUGCCGCGUUGGGUGGGGCCGGUGACGCCAGCAUCUGUGUGGUUGAGAGUGAGCUGCAGUCGGUCACCUUUUGGAACCAUGUAUGUAUGUUUUCUAGCAGCUCAGCGCAGAAACUUGAGACAAAAACUGACGGAAGCCGAGAAAGCUGUGCGUGCCUCUUCUUCUAGCUGUCCCAUUUAUUCCAAGUUUCGGCACUUGGCACUUGCAAAGAUGUAGUAGCAACAAGGCCAGUGCUAAACACUAGCAAAAUGCAUAUAUGGUAUGACGCGCUUUGGCCAACACAAAUAGAAGACUUAGUAGGUGCAACUUGACUUGUUUUACUCGAAGGUUUCGUCAGUGCUCGUUUGAUAUAUUGGUCACCCCUCAAUUCACUUUAUUUCCUUAAAGUGGUUGUUAUACAAGAGGUGUUACAUAAAAGUUGGGUAUACAGCAUAAAGGUGGCACCACUGUUUUCAAAUCGAGCAAAAAAACGUGUUACAUCUCGAAGAAAUUGUGAUGAGAACGUGAUGGCCACGACUUGACGACGAAGGACAUUCUAGUCUUUCGAUGUUCGGCAGAAAUCGAGGCUUAAAAUGUGCUCGUGCGCGAACGUGGGUUUAGCCACCUGCAGUUAGCUACCUGAAGUUAAGGUAUUCUUGAAGAUGACCAGUGAGUUGUGAUCGACGGGACAGAAGAACAGUGUGUGGUGGGCAGCGAAUAGAUUAAGUUAUGGAACGGGGACUAUGUGAGAAUGUGGCGAUGACAUGAUAAGAGUGGUAAGGUGUUAUUGUUUUAGUUUUAUUGCGGGUAUGUUAAUUCUUUUUUUUCCAUGUCUCCAUGUGAAAAGGAGUAGCCAGCGCCAAUUAAAGGCCACAACAUCUGCUAAAUUCCAUGUAAUAAAAAAAGGCUGAUUCUUAUUCCUCGAAUGAUACACUGGAUGAAUGUAUCUAUCUAGGCGCAGAAUACUUUGGCACUGUUUAUUCUUUUGUUGUGCGCGAAUAUAUUUUUUCUCAGAACUCUCAAGGUGCUUCAAAAAGAAAUAUUUUUUUUAAGGAAAAGAAAAUAAUUGCCGGAAAACCUGCUCCUUACGGAUAUGUUAGGUAAAUGGGAGAGGAAGGACUGAGUAUGCAUUACUUAUGAUUAUGGGCCUUUACGACGACGGACGUGGCAAUCCCCAAACUGGAGACCAAAGGAGGCAAAAAGAAUUCAGCUUGCUGUCAAUUCAGGCAAGAUAUCCGAAAAAAGACGGAGGUAUGGGUAAGGGUGUUAAGGAAUUGCUAGCAGAAACUCACCAAUAUGCAGGAUAUUGCCAGGAUAUCAUCUCUCUUCUACGCGCUGUUUUGCCUGGUAAAGUUAGUAGUCCGGCAACGUCUUAUGCGGUCAAGGAGAAAUGUGGAUAAAAUAGGCUAGAAGAAGGCAAAUGAAGAGGCUGGACGGAACGCUGGGGGCAGAAAGAAAUGCUUUAAAUGAGCAAAGGUUUGAAUGGACCUUGAAAUGCGGCAUAAUUGCAGAUGAAAGGAUGUUCGCAGGAAGAAAUGAACGUGUAAAUAACGGCAUGUUAAAGAUGGGAAAUGUUGGGUGUCAGAUACCUGAGCAGGUGUAUAAAACCGCAACCAGAAUAUGAAACGGGAAAAUAUCCGAAAACAAAGUUAUGAAAUAAAAUAAAAUAAGAGAAAAUAAAAUAAAAAGCGGCAUUUCUGCACCAACUGCAAUUUAAAAGGAAAUGACUCAGGAACUGAACCGAAAAAAGCGUUUUUUUGCCUCACGUGGAACACCUUCUCUGGAGCUUUUGAUCCUCACGUUGCCAGCACUCGUGGCUCAAGCACUUGUACAUGUAUGCUACCUCGUAUGUAAAUCAACACGGGCUUGCUCUCAUCUUAUACGCGCUGGCACCGUUAUAGUGGUUGUCAACGUGGUUGUCGGAAAACAGCCAUCUUAGUAAUACACUCGUGAGUGUCUGUAAUUGGCGGUCGUCAAAUAGCUCUGCGAUCGUAGGAGACCAGCAUAACCACUGCAAUGACGAAGCACUUAAUAGCUAGGCCGCUGCUUUUGGUCACACUGGUACGUAAAGUGUAGUAGAUGAGAUAGAAAUCACAUAUUGCUUCUGAGGCAUGCUUCUACAAUAUAAACCACGCGUGUACCUAAUUAUUAUUAUUAUUUUCAGUCUUUCCGUGCAUCCCAGGAGCACUGUCCUUUUUUUUUACCACGGAAAUUAGGGCUGUCUUCCUGCAGUUAAUCAUAGGUUAUGCAAACGAACAUACGCAGUUUCAAACUAGCUUGAGCAGUCACAAUUUCCUUUAUUUUUGCUUUGGAGUUGAAUCGGAUGUUAACAGAACAGCUUUCACCAAACCAAAACGUGAGCCAGAACAACCGAAAAACAGUUUCGGUUCGACACUUUGACCACAACAUCGUUGUCUGUUUGCAUUCGCCCUUUCACGGCCUACGGUUGAGGUUUCGGUAUGACCAGGGCUACCUCUCGAUUUCUUCGAGAACAGAAAAUGCCAAUACUGACAAUGGCAGACCACCUAUGUUCACGAUAAAAGUCCAAGAGGUAAUAGACAAUCCUGGAAUGUCGGCCUAUCGCUGGUCGUCACACCAAAAGUCGGUCACGGCCUUCUCGAAGUUUCUACGUUCCUGUGACGUAUAUUAGAGAUACAUCGAUAUGCCUGGUGUGCCCCUUCCCCCCCGCCCCGUUCUUUCGCCCACACACACCUUUUUUUUUGCGCGCUAGAAUUCUUUUUGCGCUAUUCGUUCCAUCUUUCAUUUCCCCUUACCUUUACAUUGAUAUAAGGCAGCAAACGUGAAGCUCUUCCGGUUAAUCUCCCUGCAUUUCCCGUAUCACUUCUCUCUCUUUCACUCUCCAUGUUCUCUGCAUAUCAAACAUUUGUUCGGCCGCAACUCGAGUACGCAUCACCCAUUUGGUCACCUCAUCAGGCUUAUUUAAUUAGUUCCCUCGAAUUGGUUUAAAAUCGUGCCGCACGUUUAAUUUCCAACAACUACAACCGCCACUCAAGCGUAACAAACAUUAAAUCAUCGCUCUCCCUUUCUAGAUUGCAAUCAAGGAGAAUAGUCGCCCUAAUCUGUCUAUUCCACAAGAUAGUCUAUAGCGUCAAUCAUUCAACGCUGCCUCUUGCACAACCUUACCGCACCUCACGUCGUUUAAACAACCCUCUAAGCUUCCAACGCAUUUCUGGUAGAACCGUUGCAUUUAAUUCAUCGGCUUUGCCGCAGGCUAUCAUUCACUGGAAUGGUCUUCCUGAGCACAUCGUGAAGAUCCGUGAUCCAGCUAGUUUUAGGGCCGAAGUAACGGCCAUUUUUUCUAAAUACUAAUGCGUUAUUAACAAUUGUGUAAUGUUGUGUUUACUUUUCAGUGAUGGGUACUGACAGUCAAUAAGCAUUGUUUUGCAUAGUCAUUUUACUCAUGCUCCUGACAUUACCCUAUCUAUGUAAUCCCCCCCCCCCCCCCCUCACACAGUGUUCCGAUGCUGGAGCCUGUGAGGCAACAUGAAUACAUAAAUAA
Messenger RNA from Dermacentor silvarum, 5497 nucleotides. RefSeq names its product monocarboxylate transporter 12. The coding region runs from base 248 to 1768 and encodes 506 amino acids. Gene Ontology annotation, biological process: transmembrane transport. The transcript has 6 exons. Gene Ontology annotation, molecular function: transmembrane transporter activity. The record is from RefSeq and is a predicted model, not a curated record. Lineage: Eukaryota; Metazoa; Arthropoda; Arachnida; Ixodida; Ixodidae.